Messenger RNA from Nyctereutes procyonoides (raccoon dog), 3821 nucleotides. RefSeq names its product peptidase, mitochondrial processing subunit alpha (gene PMPCA). The transcript has 13 exons. The coding region runs from base 9 to 1589 and encodes 526 amino acids. NCBI's taxonomy places the organism in Eukaryota, Metazoa, Chordata, Mammalia, Carnivora, Canidae. The record is from RefSeq and is a predicted model, not a curated record. Gene Ontology annotation, molecular function: metal ion binding; metalloendopeptidase activity. Gene Ontology annotation, cellular component: mitochondrion.
GGCCCAAGAUGGCGGCUAUGGUACUGGCGGCGGCGCGGGUGCUGCUUCGCGGCUCGGGCUCGUGGCGCUGCUCGCGGCUGAGGUCCGGUGCCCCUUCGCACAGACAGUUCAGUGGUGGUGGCGCCUAUCCCCACGUCCCACUCUCUUCCCCCUUACCCGGAGUGCCUAAGCCUGUUUUUGCUACAGUCGACGGACAAGAAAAGUUUGAAACCAAAGUCACCACGCUGGACAAUGGGCUUCGCGUAGCCUCCCAGAACAAAUUUGGACAAUUUUGUACGGUAGGAAUUCUUAUUAAUUCAGGAUCAAGAUAUGAAGCAAAAUAUCUUAGCGGAAUUGCUCACUUUUUGGAAAAAUUGGCAUUUUCGUCAACUGAUCGAUUUGAGAGCAAAGAUGAAAUUCUACUUACAUUGGAAAAGCACGGGGGUAUUUGUGACUGCCAGACAUCAAGGGACACGACCAUGUAUGCUGUGUCUGCUGAUUCUAAAGGCCUGGACACAGUGGUUGGUUUGCUGGCUGACGUGGUCCUACACCCCAGGCUCACAGACGAAGAAAUUGAGAUGACACGAAUGGCUGUCCAAUUUGAGCUGGAGGACCUUAACAUGCGACCUGACCCAGAACCACUUCUCACGGAGAUGAUUCAUGAGGCUGCUUAUCGGGAAAACACAGUUGGCCUCCACCGUUUCUGCCCCACAGAAAACAUAGCAAAGAUUGAUCGAGAAGUGCUUCAUUCCUACCUGAGAAACUAUUACACCCCUGACCGCAUGGUGCUGGCUGGGGUUGGGGUGGAGCACGAGCACCUGGUGGAAUGUGCCAGAAAGUACCUCCUGGGAACCCAGCCGGCCUGGGGAUGUGAGAAGGCUGUGGAUGUCGACAGAUCAGUAGCGCAGUACACUGGGGGUGUUGUCAAGCUGGAAAGAGACAUGUCCAACGUCAGCCUUGGCCCUGCCCCAUUCCCCGAGCUCACACACAUCAUGAUAGGACUGGAGAGCUGUUCCUUUUUGGAGGAAGAUUUCAUCCCCUUUGCCGUACUGAACAUGAUGAUGGGAGGCGGUGGCUCCUUCUCAGCUGGCGGACCUGGCAAAGGCAUGUUUACCAGGCUCUAUCUCAAUGUGCUCAACAGGCACCACUGGAUGUACAAUGCAACCUCCUACCACCAUAGCUAUGAGGACACGGGCCUUCUGUGCGUCCAUGCCAGCGCUGACCCCAGACAGGUUCGAGAAAUGGUAGAAAUCCUCACAAAGGAAUUUAUUUUAAUGGCUGGAACUGUGGAUGUGGUGGAGCUGGAGCGGGCCAAGACACAGCUGAUGUCCAUGCUCAUGAUGAACCUGGAGUCCAGGCCUGUGAUCUUUGAGGACGUAGGGAGGCAGGUCCUGGCGACCCAUUCCAGAAAGCUGCCCCACGAGUUGUGUGCGCUCAUCCGCAGCGUGAAGCCAGAAGACAUCCGGAGAGUUGCCUCUCAGAUGCUUCGCAGGAAGCCUGCAGUGGCCGCCCUGGGUGAUCUGAGCCACCUGCCAGCCUACGAGCACAUCCAGGCGGCGCUGUCCAGCAGAGAUGGGCGCCUGCCCAGGACCUACCGGCUCUUCCGCUAGAGGCUGGCCAAGAUCUGGCCUGGCUGUGGGCUGUGGACUCAGCGUGUGUUCACACAUGUCUCUUUGGGUGUGAGUUUCAGCAAAGAUUCAUAAACGGUGCAAACCAUGGGACUUUUCUCUUAAACUCAAGCAAAUUUAACGUUGCUGAGUAUAGCUCAGUUUCUGAUUCUUUUUUUUUUUAUACAUUUCUUUUUUUUUUUUUAAGAUUUUAUUUAUUUAUUCAUAGACACAGAGAGAGAGAGAGAGAGAGAGAGAGAGAGGCAGGCUCCAUGCAGGGAGCCUGACGCGGGACUCGAUCCCGGGCCUCCAGGAUCACACCCCAGGCUGCAGGCGGCGCCAAACCGCUGCGCCACCAGGGCUGCCCGAGUUUCUGAUUCUUGGCUAUCAAAUAGGCCACUUGGUGGAAUAAAGGUUUGCUUUCACAGCAGCUAGAAACCGGUGGAGCCCAAGAAGGUUCAAGGCUAACUGCUGUAGGCAAGCAGGUUAAUGUUCUUAACCUGUGCUCUGUGCUCCUGGAGACAAGCAGUCACGAGGUGGUCAGUGCCAGCCUGUCUCCCCACAGAGGCUGCUGGCCUGUCCACCCUUCCCAGCCUCCCUGGGCCCCCGGGGAAGGGUAGGAGGACCUGGUUUGCUUCAUGGAGUGUUUUCUCAGCACAGUGUUUGCCUUCACGCUCAACCAGCAACGUCCCUGAAACAGGGCCAGGAGCAAGCGAGAUCUUUCCCUGGGGGUCAUCCAGGUGGACCCAAUAUUGUGAGGCCCUUCAUCCUUUAAUUGUAAGAUGUGUUCCGAUUGCAGAUGUGUCUGAAUGCACAGGAUGGGAGAUGGGAUUUCUUAGAUCCGUUGGGAGAGCAGAACUGGGAGCAUGCUAGGAGGUGGAGCAUUCGGUGGCCGUGGGAGGAGUGCCAUGGGACAUUGGGUGGCUUUGUGGUUCUCAAACAUGAAUGCACACAGAGCCCACGUGGGCCACCUAUGGUGGCUGCAGGGCCGCUGGUGGCCCCAGCACUUGGCAGUGGGGCUGUGCAGCAUGUGGCUGCAGUGCCUGUGGGAGAAAGCCUCCUGCAGCCUCAGCCACCCAGGCAGGAGGGCAGGGCUGUUUUGAGGAAAUCAACACAUAACCGUUACUUCAGUUAUUUAAUCCACUACUCUGCCGGAGUCCAUCAUCCUAGUUUGAUGCCUUUCCAGCAUCAAUGCCAGCGCUGGCAACUGUUUUGGGGACACCAGGCUCUCCGUACCUGCUGGGAUGGGGCCUGAGGGAGACAAGCCUGGCUCAGAUGGCAGGUGGGCAGCAGUGUGGACUAUUUGUUUCUGUGGUUACCCCGGCGGGGAUGGGAUGGGUACAGCAUCUCGGGGAUAGAGGUCAGGAGCUUAGCCUUGUGGCAGGCAAGCUAUAAACUGGGGCCAGAGCUCAGGAAGACACGAGCCCCGGAUUGGGGGUUGAGGGGGUAGCCAAAGCACCAGCACCACUGUACUUGAGCCCCUGACCAGUCUGGUGAUACCCAGACCCAGGGGUCUGUUUGGAAGUUGGCACCAACCCACAUGGCCUCCUUCCCCACUGGUUCCUUCCCUGACUCCAUUAGGCCACCCCUGCUCACCCAGCCAAGCCCCCCUCCCCAUUCUCAGCCCCAGGGCUAUCCAGCUGCAGGCCCAACAGGUGCCCAAGGGAGGCCUGGCACAAGCAGAGCCUCAUGUAGGCGAUGAGAGCCGGGUUGUAAAAACCACCCUUGUCUCCUAUUUCUCAAUUCUUUCUGAAACUGGUUUUCAGAGACUGGCCUACUUUGUCUUCAUUCAUCCAAAUUUUAAUAUGAAUUUUCAAGUGAAACCUGUUCAUCUAAAUUCUCCUGGCUGCUCCUAAGUGAGUGUCCUGACUUGAGACCUGUGGCCUCUCGGGUAUGUCAUGAUUCUUGAAGACAAUGAAGCCCCAGCUCAAGCCAGACUCCACACCAGCACCACCCCAUUACUUUCCAUCCAGUAGGGCAGAGACAGCGCCUGGGAAAAUGCAUAACCGCUGCCCCAUCUCCAGGCCUUUCCCCACAAAAAUCUGUAACAGACAUUUUCAGUUUGUGACUCAGAACUCAACGGCACAUUUCUUUGAACAAAAUUUUAUACAAUCUGAAGUUUCUUAAAGUCUGAUGACUCCCAUGAAUGGAUUCUCCCCUCUGUCCAGAGACUGGGCAUCUGGCUCCUAGUUUUGGAAGCGAGCACUAAUAAAGUGGGUAUAGUCUCCUUAGGAA